CUGCCUGGAAAGCUGCAGGGAGGAUCGCAGCUUCUCUUGCUGUCCACACCUGAGCAGGAUCCAAGCCAAACGGAGGAGCAGGUCCCCAGAGAGACUCCUCCUUCCCCAGCAGCCCCAUCUCAGCCGGACACCAUGUGACUCCGAGGGGCUGGCUGACGCUGGGCAGGAGCAGCCCACAGCUCUGGCGGCUGGAGCCCUCAGCCUGGGCAGCUCAGCUCCACAGCCAGGGCCUGAGGCAGGCAGGACCCAGCGGUGGGGGCUGGACCUACUCUAAGGAGGGUCAAGGAGACAAUCACACACCAGCACUUGUCCUGGGGCAGUGUCAUGGCCCGUCGGUCCUGAUUGUCCAGGGCUUUCCCUGAGGCCCAUGUGGCUGUGUCAUCCUCAGCCAGCUGAGGGAGGUCCUUGGCAGCACAGUCCCCUGUAGGUACACAAGGGGUGCCAGAGACAGAAAGCCCGGUAAGCACUCAGCCUCCCGGCCUCCCACAGACCUCACACUUGGCUGACGAUGGAGCUGAAAGAAGCCCCACGGCAAGCGGGCUUCCCCCACAGUGUCCAGGAGGAUGUGGCCUUCAACCUGGCCAUCCUGUCCCUCACUGAGCUCCUCAGCCUGGGUGGACUGCUGAGCAAUGGCGUGGUCCUUUGGCUGCUUGUCCGCAAUGCCUUCCGGAACCCCUUCUCCAUCUACCUCCUGGACGUGGCCUGCGCAGACCUCGUCUUCCUCAGCUGCCACAUGGUGGCUGUCGUCUCUGACUUGCUGCCUGGCCAGCUGGGCCUCCCAGGCGCCAUCCAGACCAUCCUGACCACACUCCGUUUCCUCUGCUACAUCGUAAGCCUGAGCCUGCUGGCAGCCAUCAGCAUGGAGCAGUGCCUGGCCACGUUCUUCCCGGCCUGGUACCUGUGCCGCCGCCCACGCCACAUGACCACCUAUGUAUGUGCGUUCAUCUGGGCGUUCUGCCUGCUUCUGGACCUGCUGCUCACUGGGGCCUGCACCCUGUUCUUUGGGGAAUCCAGCAGCCACCUGUGUUGGACACUGUGGGUGAUGCUGGCAGCCCUGCUGGCUGCACUGUGCUGUGCCAUGUGUGUGUCCAGCCUGCUGCUCCUGCUGAGGAUGGAGCAUGGUCCGCAGGGGCACCAGCCCCGUGGCUUCACUGCCCUGGUCCUCCUGGCCGUCCUUCUCUUUCUCUUCUGCGGCCUGCCCUUCGGCAUCUUCUGGCUGUCCUGGAACCUGCACUGGCACAUCCCCCACUACUUCUACCACCUCAGCUUUCUCACCGCUGGCAUGCACAGUGCAGCCAAGCCUGCCAUCUACUUCUGUCUGGGCAGCGCUCCUGGUCGGGGGCUGCGAGACCCCCUCCGGCUGGUGUUCCAGCGGGCGCUGGGGGACGAGACCGAGCUGAGGGCCAGGAGGGAGGCCUCCCACAGGGGCCUCAUGGAGGUGACUGCCUAGGUCCUGUAAGUGCUGACUGCCGCUCCAACCUGGGGGGCCUGGGAGAGCUGCCAGAGUGGGAUCAGGAAGACUUCGUUGAUGACCUGGUCCCACUCCCUGUGCCUUUCCCCUCCCUGUGCACCAGGCUCACAGGAAGUUGCUAGAAAGGCCAGACUGGAAGUCAGGUCUCUAGAGACCCUAGGAAUGUGCUUUUGAGGAAACCUCUGGAUGCCUUCUCAUGCUCAGGAACUUGUGAGAGCUGCUGAGCUACGUGCACAUUCCUCUGAUACAGAGGAGACAGAGAAGGGAUAGGCAGGCCAGUUGCCAGCCAGGCAGCAGGUCCAGACCAACUUGCACUAGCCCGCCCUUCCUCCCCUCCUGCUAGCCGCAGGCACCUCCACGGCAGAGCACAGCUUGGCCCACCUCCGUUCCUUGCCCCUCCCUCUGCUGCAGGCUACCACGUUCCCAAAACUGGAGGCUGGCUUAGGCCAGGUGAAGGAGAGACUCAGGAAGCCCUCGGGGGCAAGGCCACUGAAAAGAAGGUCCUGCAGACCCCUAUACCUCAGCCUGUAAGCAGAGUCUGCCUGACUCCUGGUGAGGACCAAAGCAGAGUAGGCACCUGGUCCACGGUGAGAGACAAGCGGUCAACUGAACCCUGUAGAAGCCAGGGCAGACCAAGACUCUGCUGCACCGGUGGGACAGAUGCUAUAGGCAGCAGCAGUCACUGUGCCUGGUGACAGGGCAUGCCCUCUGGGCUCCUGUGAAGUGCUAUGAAUGUGGACCCUCAGGAUGCCAUCUGUUCCAGUGCUGCCCAAAGCCCAAUGUGCCACACUAUCCACAGUGGCCAGCAGCAUCCUUGUGACCAUGUUGUCAUCAGGGGCUUAAGCAGGAAAAUGGAGAGAUCUCCAGUCUCAAUGAGCUCUCAGACAAGCCUUGGCAUGGACAGGGUUCUCUGAGGUUCCACCCAAAUGGCUGCAGAGAUUCCUUCCCGUUAAAAUUUUCUUGCAGAGGGACACAUGGAGAAGCUCAGAGAUGGGCUUUUAGAAGUUCAUGGGGCUGCUGUUUAAGGCCGUGAGACGGGGCCUGGACAAUGCAAACCUUGCCCAGAGCUUCAGAAAAGCCGGCAGCCAUUGAGAUCCCUUGGAUCCCAAGGUGAAGGAUGCUGUGUGGGCAGAGGGCCGCUGAGGGCAGAAGGCCCCUCAGUCCAGCCCACAGCUGGAGUAGCCCUGCCCACUGGCAGCCGCCCCACCCUGCAGGACGGAGCCCAGAUCUUCAGCACCUGGAUAGCUCCCCACUGCACCUCUGCCCAGCAGGCUUCUCCACAGCAGGUGGGAGCUGCCCUGAUGCAGGCAGGGGUCACAGAAUGAGCCCAGAGCCACCCGCCCAGGAGCCUGCUCAUGGCAUGAGUAGCUAAGAGUGGGGGCCAGAGCCCACUUGCCUGUGCCGAACCCAGCUUGCUGCCGCCCCCAUGUCACUGUGGGUGAGCUACUCGAUCUCCCUAAGCCUCUGCUUCCUCAUCUGUGAAACAAGAGCCAAGGGACUUCAUACCUGCAAAACAGUUUGAAGCAUGUCCAGCAUCUUGCAAGUCCCAGUAGAGUUUCGUUGUCACAACACUCCAGGUCCGGUGUGAAUCUUAACCCGGGCUACGGGGCCCGAGAAGGGUCCCCUUUGAUUUCUGUAAGAGCCUCUGUGCCUCGAGGUGGAAGGACCUUCGCUCUCAGCCACGAUGCAGCUUGUCACUCUGACUCUGAAUCACCUACCCCUACCCAGCAUCCCGGGGUCAGCUGCUCCGCCCUUAGCACCUUACACGGGCAGUGCUGGGCUGCAUCCAGGCCUUUGUCCUAGGGUACAUCCCUGGCAGGUCUGGGUCCAGGAAUCCUGGCAGCUGCGUUCACCAAGGGCCUUAUCUCCUCCCAGUGCCCCCUGAGAGCCUGCCUGGCCCUCUGUCUCCACUUCCAGGACAGUAUCAUCACUGGGGAAAGGAGAGCAGGAAAGGAAGUGGACUGUCCGUAAAUCCUACUCUUAGCGCUGGACACCCAUUCUGUCAGACCCAAGAAGGACCAGGAGAAAAAACGCAAAUUGAUCUCACAGGUAUUCCUCUUGCCAAAAUCCUUUUAGUAAUGUGGAAAAGGGUUCCCAUUUUACAGAUGAGAACCCUGAGUCUCAGAGGGGCUCGGUGACAGCCCUUAACUAUCCAGAAGCUGUCACUGCCUGAAGUCAGUUCCUGGACCCCUUGUCCGCAGUGCCCACCUUGCUGGACUGAGGCUGACUCAGGAGCCCCCACCCACUUCUUCUCAGGCCCCUUUGCCUCAUCUGAGGUACAGAUAGGCCUGAAACCCUUGGGGCACCCUCUCCCAGAGAGCCAACUCUCAGCAUCCAAGCAUUUGAGGGCAGCUCUAAAUUCCUCCCAUCUGGCCUCAUGGGUCUCCUUGGAAAGAUCCCAUUCCCUCCACCCCAUCCCGAGUGUGGCAACAGGCACGUGGCCCCAUGGCCAACUUCUGCAUAGAAUCUAUCUGCUCAGCCCCAUCUUGAGAUCUGGCACACAGGGGCGCACUGGGAGCAGGUGACCAUCCACCAGGUCCAAAGCUGAGAUUCCAGGCCCCGGCCAGACAGGCCCAGCCUUGACCCCCACCCACCAUCUUGCUCACAUCCCCCCAGCUGCCCCUCUUCUGCUCCUAGAGCCAACAAAGCCCAACCUGGGAACCCUGGCCAGCUCGGCUCCAGGCUUUACCCUGCAUGACCCUGAGGCUGAAUGCUCCAAGGCGGACCCUUUUUGGACUCUCAAAUAAAGUCAGAGCUGGGGUGGCUCAAGGCCCAAAAAUGACAAGGCCUACGGGCCAGGCCAGUAUCCAACCUGACCCACCCACCUCAGGACUCAGAACCCACUGGGGCUUCGCUGGCAGGACAGAGUUCUUGGGAACAAGAUGUCACUGCUGGUGCAGCCAGGCAUUCCAGGACACCUCUGUAACCCUGGUCCCCUAUCCAGGCCCUGCAGAGAGGGCUGUUGGGGCCCCAGGCCUGUGCUUGCAAGGACAGGGAACUGGACCUGGCAGCCAGUGGCCCAGGAAGACACCCUCUCCCCACCUCCACCCCUGCUGUGCUCAGAUGCAAGUGGGAACGUUGUCCCUUUCCUGGUCCCGUUUGCACUGUGGAGGCCUCGCUCACUCCUCAGCUAUUUCCUGAUCAUAGAAGUUGGAAAAUACAGCUGAAUGGUCAGCCUGACAUGUGUAGUCAGCCGCGGUCUUGUGUUAUCACGAGCUGUGUUAUUGUCCCCACCCCAGAGCCUCGCAUCCCAGACACCGAGUCCUACCCACUCUGCCCAGGCUCUAGGGGGGCCAUUCUUAGAGCCCAAGGGCCAUGGGGAGGGGGUUUCUGCUUGGCCAUCCUGCUUCCCCUAGUGGCCUGUAGACUGUGUUAGGCUCAGUUCAUUUGACAACAGGAUGUUUUUCCUUCAAACCAUGAGGUCACAUUAGUGACAAAAGCCAGCAGGAGCUGAGCCUACUCUGCAUUGGGCAGUGGCUCGCAGGUGUAGCAUGCAAAAUGUCACAUUACCUUUGUGGUAACCUGCAGCUUCAGGGGUGGGGGCCCCAGCCUAGAGGGGUCAGGACCCUCUGCUUCCAGGAGGAGAAUAGAAGAGGGAGAGGAAGAGGAGGAGGAAGAGGAAGAGAAGGAGGAAGAAGAGGAAAAGGAGGAGAUGAAAACAGCCAGCUCUUGAAGCUCCCUUCCCUGCCCAGUGAGACCUCCACUCAGGAAGGAGGAAGUCAGAGAGAGCUGGCCCUUGGCCCAAUUGCAUCUCAACAGCUCCUCCUCCCCAUGUCAGCUGAGUGUUUGUUUUCUGCUUCCUUGGUGUUCUGGCCCUUGGGGCUUCACUGACUUGAGGGAGUGACACACACAUAGCCAACUCCUAGAGUUGUAAGCCACUUCUUCCUGCCUCUGCACCCCUUUGUCAGGACACUGGGCACCAUAGUCCUACCCUCAUCUUCCUGAGCAGGAACCAGGUACCAGAGACAGCCCCCAGGACUCACAGCCCAGAAACGAUCAAGCUGGCCUAUCCCAAAUUCACUUAACCUCCUACCCUCCCUUCCUGUGAAAGCCACAAUUCCUUCCCUACCCCCUGCCUCCCUACCUCUGACUUCUGAUUAAUCCCCUUGCUUUCCCAUGUUGCUCUUCGCAUGUUGGUGUUUGGGGUGAGAGUCCAGGUGUUGGGUCAACCCCAGUUCCAGUGGACCAAGAACAGCUUGAAGGCAUUCAGGCCUGUGUGCUCUGAGAGAUGGAAAGGGGGCCCAGGGGUUAUGUCACACCCAGGCAAACAGGGUGGGGGGUGUUCUGGGGACAAGAGAUGGGGGUGAUCCAUCAGGAGGGUGGCAGGCCUGGGCCACCUGAGGACUGGGCCUUACAAACUUGGCCUUUGAAAGUCAAGUGCAGUGGCACUGAGACCCAGGAGGGGUGGCUCAGCCCAGAACUCCAGACCACGCAGGAUGAGCAUUACCACACGGCACUGGCCAAUAAUUUGGGUUAAAGAAAUGGUUUCCAAACCCAAUUUGUUUUUAGAAAUAUUAGAGCAAACAGCACCUUUUUGGAUGUGAUUCCUGAUGUGUUGAGCCCAAGUGUUCUGUGUAUUCCCAGUCAGGAAUCACAAGACAAAAUCCCCAAAGGAGCCAAGGCAUUUCAAGUUACGUUAUUCUGCAGAAGAAAAUUUGGAAAAGCAUCCAUCGAGGGCUGGGACCCCUGGUCUGUGCAGGCAGACAGAAUAGUUAGGGGGCUGCUCUGGAAGGUGUGGGGCCACCUCUACAGAAUGCCCCUGGAAGUCCUGGCUCAUUGUGGAACAAGUCCCAAGCCAGCACCUACUGUAGCUGGACACUGAGCUUCCCUAAAUGGCCCAUCCAAUGUGAGGAGCAAAGGAACCCGAAGCACAGAGAGGUUAGGGUAUUUUCUCAAGGCCACACAGCCAAAAAGUGUCAGGUCAGGAGCAGCUUCAAGGUCGGCCCCUCUUGUUCCUGGCUCAUGAGUGCCUCUUUAGCCCCCGUAGGAUGCUGGGAGCUGCCUCACAUCAGUGGAGCAGCUAGAAAUGUAGUGCAGGCCCUGCUAGACCCAGAGUCCCCAGACAGCUCCCUCUCCCACUCAACCCAGGUGCGGUGAGUUCAGGGGCUGCACAGGUGUGGAGUCAGCUUCGCAUGACUGCGACCAUCUUGAGCUGCAAUCAUCGUGUCUCUCCUGAGUGAUUCUAGUCAGGUUUCCUGCAUCUUUUCCCAGCACAUAUCCCAAAGGUUGAUACACAGAGCUUUGCAACUAGACCUUUUGCAGGGAUGUGCCCAGUUCUUCAAUAUUAUCUUAGGAUAGGGUACAUUCCAGCAAGAAUGAAAUCACUUUUGUCCUGACCAAUAAAUAUGCCCCUCUCCCUGACCCAAGUUGCAGGCAUCCAACCGGUCUUGCAGCUACAUAAGGAUCAUGCUUCUGUCAGUAAGACCCCAAUAAAUUUCACU
Fukomys damarensis (Damara mole-rat) is the source of this 6912-nucleotide messenger RNA. RefSeq names its product MAS related GPR family member E (gene Mrgpre). Gene Ontology annotation, biological process: G protein-coupled receptor signaling pathway. The coding region runs from base 509 to 1450 and encodes 313 amino acids. The transcript has 4 exons. Gene Ontology annotation, molecular function: G protein-coupled receptor activity. The record is from RefSeq and is a predicted model, not a curated record. NCBI's taxonomy places the organism in Eukaryota, Metazoa, Chordata, Mammalia, Rodentia, Bathyergidae. Gene Ontology annotation, cellular component: membrane.